AUGAACUACAACAGAACAAGAUCCCAGAAAAAACCAUCAACAGCAAGUGGAGGUGUCAAGUCAUUGGGCUUGGCCAUCGCUCUCCCUGUAGCUCUAACCCUCACAGACAUCAUGUGGUUCGGAGAAAACCAGAUAUAUAACGACCUAGACAGACCAUUCUGGAUCCCACCCUUGUGGGCCAUACACCUAACAUGUUUAUCGUUGGCUUUUGUAAUGGGGUUAUCGGCUUGGCUUGUCUGGGCCGAGAGCGGGUUUCACCGCAAACCCAUGGCCAUUAUUAUGUAUUUGGGUCAGCUAGGACUGGGUUUGGCUUGGGACAUGAUUUUUCUCAAAAAUGGCCCAAACCAGAUGGCAUUGGCCAUGAGCUUUGGUCAAUUGAUUACCAUUUUCUUAUGUUCUCAGAUGUUCAGCCGUAUUAAUCCGAUAGCUGGUGACCUAGUGAAGCUUUGUAUGGUCUGGAGCGGGUUCUUAACGUCUGUAAAUCUAUAUUUUGUACUAUAG
Erigeron canadensis is the source of this 501-nucleotide messenger RNA. RefSeq names its product translocator protein homolog. The record is from RefSeq and is a predicted model, not a curated record. Bases 1 to 501 code for a protein of 166 amino acids. Gene Ontology annotation, cellular component: membrane. Lineage: Eukaryota; Viridiplantae; Streptophyta; Magnoliopsida; Asterales; Asteraceae. The transcript has a single exon.